Messenger RNA from Cryptotermes secundus, 2033 nucleotides. RefSeq lists its product as uncharacterized. Gene Ontology annotation, cellular component: nucleus. The record is from RefSeq and is a predicted model, not a curated record. Lineage: Eukaryota; Metazoa; Arthropoda; Insecta; Blattodea; Kalotermitidae. The transcript has 4 exons. Gene Ontology annotation, molecular function: zinc ion binding. Bases 91 to 1884 code for a protein of 597 amino acids.
UGACGUCACAGAGGCGGCGUUGACGGGCUUGGCAGGAUCUCCAUGCGAGCUUUUGCGUACUUUGAAAACGUACUUUAGUAUGUUGCAGGAAUGAGUAAUAUGGAUACAAUCUGUCGUCUUUGUGGAACAUCAGAAGGGCUGAAAUUAAAAAUUUUUGAUACUGAAAUGGAUCAUGUGUCUAAAAUUCACCAGUUAUUACCGAUAAUGGUUCAUGAAAGAGAUCCAUGGACUAAAUUAAUUUGCCAUAGGUGUGCGUACAAACUGCAGGAGUUUUAUGAUUUUCGAGAAUUGUGUGUGAAGACAGACACUUACUUGAAGAUACAAGUAUCAUGGGAACCCCAGACACCGGCCACUUCUGUUACCUCACAACAUGUACCUGUAAACCCAACAAAUGUGGAAAUCAAGCAAGAAAGACCAAAUAUGCCAUCAUCUACGUCACCACCCCCACCACUGCUGUCACCAGAGCUACCACUUACACUGCAGCCACUGCAACCACUACCUUCAACGCCACCAGUACCACCCAUUGUCAAGCUCAGUCAAGACAUCUCAGCAACAAAUCCAGUGCCCAAUAAUUUAUAUACUAAUGUACAUGCCGAAAAUUUGCAGCAUACUUCAGCAGCUUCUCCUGCAAACAUUGUAUUUCUUAACUCUGAGCAGGGUGAGUACUUCCUGCCAGAAGGGUCAGAGGCAGCAACCUCAGACACCAGCACAGAUGAUCAUGAUGCAGGGUUUCCUGAUUUAGGGGUAAGUGAGAAAAUGGCACCAGAUACAAAAACUGAAACAUCAAGAACUGAAUCAAGAAAACGUAACAACUCUUCAGGUAGUGUUCAGAAGUCAAAAAAAAGAAAGAAAACUCAAAAUCAUUUCAGAUCUCCUCAUAACAAUCAAGUUAAUGGUUUUAGAACUGUCAUGUCUGAAGAUUCCAAUAAAGAACGAAGCGCGGAAUAUCGUAAACCUGGGCCAAAGUGUCAUGUUAGGGCCCAGCAGGCAAGUAUAAGUGACAUGUUAAAUCUCAGAUCAGAAGCUAAAGAACCAGAACAGGAAAACAAAGUGAAGCACAAAUCUGGCCCAAAAUCCCAAGUUGCAGGCAACAAUGAUAAUUUAGAUAGUGAUAACUCUGAUGUUGAAUUUGUACUUUAUAAGCCUCCAAACUCAUUCUUAGAUGUAAUAGAUUUAACAGAUGCUGUUGAUAAGUCUGUAGAAGGAGAGAAUGGAAAUGACCCAAAGGAAGCACUUGUGCCACAUGUUGUAAUGACCAAAAUUCCUGGAAUGUGCAACAUUUACACAUGUUCUUUUUGUGAAGGUUCAUUUACUUCUGCAAGAAGUGCAAACAGGCAUAUGUGCAAGGUCAACAGACUUUUCUCAGUAUCACCCACAGAAGUGGAACUUGGGGGAAAAAACCCUGAGGAAAAGACACUAGGGGAAGAGGCCUCUAAGAACAAAGUACCAGAGGAAAUGACAUCUGAGGACAAGACAGAAGGGAAAGGCACCUCUGAGGGUCAGGCAGAAGGGCAAAAUACCACCGAAAAGAAUGUCCUUGAAUAUGCGAAAGGAAGCAGUGAUGGAAGCACUUUAAAUGAACAUACAUUUUCUGCAUCUUCUAAAUUAUUGUCUGAAUUACAGAGAGUAACAUCUGAAACAAAAAGUGCUGAAACUGGACAUAAAGAUAAUGGCAGUGAAGUUGACACUAGUUCAGCUAGUUCUGGAUCACAUAUAUGUGAUAUCUGUGGUGUUAGGUGCACCAGACUAGUAGCCUUGGCAUCACACAAAGACAGACACUUAUACUCAAUGAAUGAAUAUGAAGAAGACAGUUGUGACAAUGUAUUAUUUAAUGUUAGGAAGAAGAAGAAACGUACCCUAAAGACGGUGACAGAAAGUGAAUGAAUGUUUUAUCAGCUAUGCUGUUUUGUAAUUUGUUAAAUUUAUUGGACUGUCCUUGAUUACUAUUCAUAAAUUGUCUAAUGAAAAUUAUUAUUUAUAUUUAAAAAUUAUGUUAUGAAGUAGGCAAGAUAGACUAAAGCAUUGUUUUAUAU